UCAAUUAGGGUAAAACUUCACGAGUACAAAAAUGCCAAAAAUUGUAAAGAUCUAUUUGUAGUGCGCAAUCGGAAGCUACUGUGUUAGCAGGCACCAGUACACAUAUUGGAUUUUAUACUUCACUUCUAUGGAUUUACAUCAAACUUAUUGUUUUGGAUGAUUGUAUGAUAUUUUGAAAAUUGUCAGUUACUUCUUCGUCUCGUGCAUGUAUCAACAUGACGGAUGACCCAUACAACCGUUUCAUUCCGCCACCGGAGGCACCUGUUUUCACUCCAACUGAGGAGGAGUUCACCGAUCCAUUGGGAUACUUGGACAAAAUCAGGCCUAUUGCCGAGAAAACUGGGAUAUGUAAAAUAAAACCUCCACCGGAUUGGCAGCCACCAUUUGCAGUUGAUGUGGAUAGAUUCAGAUUUACUCCCAGAGUUCAAAGGCUUAAUGAGCUAGAGGCUCAAACAAGGAUCAAAUUGAACUUUUUGGACAAGCUUGCAAGAUUUUGGGAAUUGCAGGGCUGUUCUCUUAAGAUUCCACAUGUUGAAAAGAAACUAUUGGAUUUGUACAUGUUAUACAAGUGUGUUGAGGAUGUUGGAGGGAUGGAGAUUCUUUCCAAGGAAAGGAGAUGGUCAAAGGUGGCCACCAAAAUGGGCUUUCCAUCAGGCAAAGGUGUAGGUGCUGUCCUCCGGGGUCACUAUGAAAGGAUCCUAUACCCGUUUUACCUGUUUAUGCGAGGCGACUCCUAUGAUGCACAAACAAAGAAAGAAAAGGUGGUUGAAGAAGAGUUUAAAGAUGACAAAGAUGAUAAAGACUACCGGCCCCAUGGCAUUGCGGCCAAAUCUGCCGCUGGCAGCUACAGGCGCUUACCCAAAAGAGAGAGGGCUCUGAAAGAGGUCUGCACCAAGGCACAACAGUCUACUCCUGAAGAGUCUUUAGAUAUUGAUUACUCUGUGAACUCAGAGUUGAAGAAAUUACAGUUUUUUGGAGCUGGACCCAAAGCAGCUGUUCCGCCUACCCCUAAAGAGGAAAAGUUGGAGACAAAGGUAUGUAAGGGUAGUAAUUCUAAAGGGAAAGGCCAGGAUAGAAAUGGAGCAAGCCAGGUGUACGGCAGUGUUGACAGUUACAUCUGCCACAUGUGUAGUCGAGGAGAUGGUGAUGAGUACAUGUUGCUCUGUGAUGGUUGUGAUGAUGCUUUUCACACCUACUGUCUGAUCCCACCCCUUCAGGAAGUCCCAAAAGGAGAUUGGAGAUGUCCAAGAUGCAUUCAACAGGUGUGCAGUAAACCUCAAGGGCCAUAUGGGUUUGAGCAAUCCAAGAGAGAGUACAGUCUGCAGUCCUUUGGUGAGAUGGCUGAUCAGUUCAAAUCCAACUACUUCAGCAUGCCAGUUCAUAUGGUUGGAUGUGAAGCAGUGGAGAAAGAAUUCUGGCGCUUGGUUAACUGUAUUGAGGAAGAUGUAUGUGUCCAGUACGGUGCAGACAUUCAUGCAGCAGACAUGGGUAGUGGCUUCCCUACUAAGGAAAAUAAAGAUUUGUUCCCCGAGGAUGAGGAGUACAUUAAUUCUGGCUGGAAUCUGAAUAACCUACCUGUUCUAGAACAAUCGGUCCUCUGCCACAUUAAUGCUGACAUCUCUGGAAUGAAGAUUCCAUGGUGUUAUGUUGGCAUGUGUUUCUCCAGCUUCUGCUGGCACAAUGAAGAUCAUUGGAGUUACUCCAUCAAUUAUCUCCAUUGGGGUGAGCCGAAGACAUGGUAUGGUGUGCCAGGCGAGUGUGCUGACCAAUUUGAGGAUGCUAUGAAAGCCAAUGCUCCAGAGUUAUUUGAGCAUUCCCCUGAUCUUCUACAUCAGUUGACAACUAUUAUGAACCCAAACAUCUUGAUGGACAUGGGUGUUCCGAUUGUGAGAACAAACCAACAAGCAGGGGAAUUCAUUGUUACCUUUCCACGAGCCUAUCAUGCAGGAUUCAACCAAGGCUACAACUUUGCUGAGGCAGUCAACUUCUGUCCAGCUGAUUGGCUACCAAUUGGUAGGGCCUGUAUAGAUCACUACAGAAGCCUGAGUCGCCAGUGUGUUUUCUCGCACGAGGAAUUGGUCUGUAAGAUGGCUGCUGACCCAGACAACCUUGACCUCAAGGUUGCUGCUUGUACCCACCAUGAUUUGCUAGGAAUUGUUGAGAAGGAAAAGCAAUUACGCAAGAAGCUGCUAGACCGGGGUACCAUGGAGGCUGAACGUGAAGCAUUUGAGUUGUUACCUGAUGAUGAGCGACAGUGCGACACUUGUAAAACAACGUGUUUCCUCUCCGGGGUCACUUGUCCAUGUAGUCCUAACAAACUGGUAUGUAUUUACCAUGUAGAGAUGCUAUGUGAUUGUGACCCAUCACGUCACUGCCUACGCUACAGAUACACCCUUGAUGAGCUGCCAGCCAUGCUCUACAAACUCAAGGUGCGUGCUGAAUCCUUUGACAACUGGACCAGCAAAGUAGGCGAAGCAUUGGAAUCUACAGGCGAUGACAGAAUGGAGAUACUGGAGCUGAAGGAGCUGAUCAUGGAGGCAGAGGAGAAGAGAUAUCCUGAUACAGAAUUACUACACACACUAAUUGAUGCAGUCGGUGAAGCAGAGAAAUGUGCCAGUGUUGCCAAUCAGUUGGUCUCAAAGAAAGUUCGUACCAGGAACAGACAAUCCAUGGAAGGGAAGUACAUAGCCAAACUCAGUUUAGACGAGCUGAACUGUUUCUAUGAUCAAGUCUACAACCUGCCGUGUAUAAUCAAGGAAGCCAGACUGAUCAAGGAACUGCUGGACAAAGUCAUUGAGUUCCAAAGAGAUGCCCAAGAUGCAUUAGAGGCAGACACUCCUGAUUCAGAAAAAAUAGAGCAACUGAUUGACUUCAGCAUUACACUGGAUGUAGAUUUACCUGAGAUACCUAGACUCAAACAGGUUCUACAACAAGCUAAGUGGCUGGAUGAGGUGCGUCUCACGCUACGUGAUCCUCUCAAUGUGACCCUGGAUGUGAUGAGGGAACUGAUGGAAUCAGGUGUGGGCCUAGCUCCACACCCAGCGGUAGAGAAAGCCAUGGCUGAGCUUCAGGAACUUCUUACCAUUAGUGAGCGAUGGGAAGAGAAAGCUAGGAUCUGCCUCCAAGCCAGGCCUAGACAUGUGAUGGCCACUUUGGAAGCUAUCAUUAACGAAGCUAAAGGUAUUCCCGCCUACUUGCCAAAUGUCACAGCUCUGAAGGAUGCUUUAAGGAAAGCAAAGGACUGGACAGUGAAGGUGGAGAAUGUACAGAAUUCUGACUCGUACCCCUACCUAGACAUCCUGGAAAGUUUGGUGAACAAAGGCCGGCCCAUUCCAGUUCGUCUGGACCAGCUGCCUCAGGUGGAGUCUCAGGUAGCUGCGGCUAAGUCCUGGAGAGAAAGAACUGCUAGAACAUUCCUCAAGAAGAACUGUACUUACUCUCUCUUGGAGGUGCUGUCUCCUCGAGCUGACAUUGGCAUCUACAGUGGAGGUAAAAACAAAAAGAAAAAAUUUAAGGAAGGUGAAAAGGACAGGAAGGAUGUUGAAACCAAUAAUAACAACCUGGACAUCAAGGUCGAGGAUCAGAGAGACCCAGCAGCCAUUGUUGCAGCAUUCAAAGUGGCAGAACAGAAGGAGGUGGACUGUAUGUGUGAACUUAGGGAAAGGAAUGUGAACAAGAUCAGUCAAGAGGGAGAUGAAGUCAAGUACUGUGUAUGUCGGAAAGGAGCUUCAGGCUUUAUGUUACAGUGUGAACUCUGCAAGGACUGGUUUCAUGGAACAUGUGUACCACUUCCAAAAUCUGCAAAUAUGAAAAAUAAAUCGUCUCAAGCAGCAGCUGUACAGGCUGCUAAAGAUCUCAAGUUUUUAUGUCCCCAGUGUUUACGGUCUCGACGUCCUCGACUAGAGACCAUUCUUUCUCUUCUUGUUUCCCUCCAAAAACUUCCUGUGCGCUUGCCAGAGGGGGAGGCCCUUCAGUGUUUAACAGAACGUGCCAUGGCGUGGCAGGAUCGUGCACGCCAAGCUCUAACCACAAGUGAACUUGCCUCAGCUUUAGCCAAACUCAGUGUGUUGAGUCAGAGAAUGGUGGAGCAGGCAGCACGGGAAAAAACUGAGAAAAUCAUAAAUGCUGAACUGCUUAAAGCUGCAAAUAAUCCAGAGUUACAAGGACAUUUAGCCAGUGUAACUCAAAGUGCUUUUGGGGGGAAUGCAGGAGGUGGCACUGCUACUACACCUUUGACGGGGAAACAUUCAGAUUCUGGAAACUUUAGUUUGGAUUCAGAAAACUCAUUUACGAUUCCAUUGUCACCUCAGUCAUCACACAACUCAGAUGACAUUCAGAUGGAAGUGGAAGUGAUCAGCUCAGCACAACAGCAACAAAACCAUAGUGGCAUGUCAGAGCAUGCUUAUUCUUCUGCCUCCAAAACCAGUAAUAGUGCAUCACCACGUAAACACCAACGGAAGUCACCACUGGUGGCACGGACUCUUGAAGCCCCUGUCCUUGAACUUUCAAGCACAGCGAAAAGUCAGCUAGAGGAACUGAUGAUGGAGGGAGACCUUCUAGAAGUGUCUUUGGAUGAGACACAACACAUCUGGAGGAUUUUACAGGCCUGUCAGCCAAGAGCAGACCAUAAGUUCCUCGAACUUGAUGACAAUAAGGAUAGCAUCUCAAGUAUUCCCAUCAGCACUGAGAGGGAGAAACUUCAGAUCAAGAUAAAGAAGGAAAAAGACCCUGAGAAGAAAAAGAAGAAAAGGAAAAAGUUAGAAGAUGGGAUGGAGGUAAAGAUUAAGAAGAGUAAAGAGGUAAAGGAGGUUGCAGAAGCAGGUGCUGGAGAAGCAGGAGGAGGUGGAGGGAUCCCUAUGAUCAAAGUCAAGAAAAUAAAGAUAAAGAAGGAAAAAGACCCCAUCAAGGAAAAGAAAGUAGCCAAGGACCUGGACAAUAUGGAAAUAGCUGCCAGCAUGGACAUAUCAACUAUAGCUUCAGAAGCUGAGAAGAUUAAGAAAGCUGGAGAAAAAGCUGAUAGAUUGAAAAAGUUGGGAGAGGAGAAACUGAAAAAGAAAAAAACUAAAGUGGUGAAGAAAGAAGGAGUGGUGGUGGUAGAGGAACUCAUCAAAAAGAAGAAGAUGAAACCAAAAGUAAAACGGGAGAGGAAAGAAAAGGAAAGCCUGGUGGUGCAAGAUGAUGAUAAGGAAGAUGAGAAUGAUGAUGACUGUGCAGCAUCAAAAUGCCUAAAACCUACAGGUGAGGAGGUCAACUGGGUACAAUGUGAUCGCUGCGAGGACUGGUACCAUUUACUUUGUGUAGGCUUGGGACAGGAAGAGAUCUCUGAGGAUGAGGAGUAUAAGUGUUUCAAGUGUAGGAACGAGCAGUGCUCGGACCCCUAUGUUUCCCCUGUCAUAUCCGACCCCCGCAUGCCACAUAGUAUGGACUCCCAAGUUCCUGACAACCAAGUGCCAGUCAUUAAGUCAGAACCACAGGACCUGACAUGUCAUGAGUCAAUGGACUUGACGAUGGACGUGCCGUCAGAGGCAGAUGAGUACACAUCUGUAGUUGAGGAAUCUGUCAUGACGUGUCUGGAUGUUUCCACAGAGAACACAAACAACAGCAGUGAAGAAGUUCCCAACAAGAAACAGGCUACUGCUGUGCUUGGUGAAAACUGCCAAGUUAUGACAAAGGUCAUGGCACUUCCCUCUGAUGCUAUGGACAUUGAAGAGGACAGGUUCUCAGAAUCCACAACAACAAAGUUUGGGUUAGGGAACUGUAUUGAAGAGACUGUGAUAGAGGAAGAAUCCAUUGUGGACAAAAGUGUUGUGAAUGACCCAUCAGUUAAUGACUGUAGUGUGGAGGUCACUUCUCGGAAUUCAAAUAAGGACACACCUCUCCUUGACAGUGGACAGAUAGACACAUUGAUUGAGUCUGUGUCCUGAUUUAGUUGUGUGUCAGAUCCUUUUAUUUUUGUCCAAUCAUCAGUCUGAUGUCCUGAUGUGCUCAGUGCUUACAGUCAUUUUCUUGGGACUUGUGGUCAAGAGAGAGAUAGGCAGGCUUUCUUGUCAUAAUGUGCUAAACAUAAUUGAGAACUCAACCCUGAGUUGAACAGAAAUCUCAGACUUUCAAUCAAAUUUAAACUCUCGAUGAGUUUUUACCACCAGUAUAGCUAAUAUAGGCACAUGAUGAAAUCAGGCUUACACUGAAAAUAAACCAGAAAUCACUUCUUGUGAAUUCCUAGUCCUAGAAUUAUUGUGAGAGUUCAAGCUUUUGUUUUGUUCAUGUGUAUUGAUGAAAUUGUGUAAGAGGAGAAUCAUACAUAUUGAGUGAGAGUGGAACAAACAAGGCAAUACUUGUGUACAGUUAUUGAAUGUUGUUUCUUUGUAAUACAUAUUUCUUCACAUACCUCAUUGAAUUCAAUAUUCUGUAUACCAUGUUACACUACAGCAUUGGGAGUUUGAAUCUGUAUUCUAUAUUGUAAAAGAGCAUUUUUAUAUGCCAGUUUUUUUUUUAUUUCAUAGCUUUUUUUCAUUGAAAAAUUAAUUUCAUAGAUUCUUUUUUCUUUUUCUUCCUCUGUCAAAAAAGGCUGGUUUGGAUGAUGUUGGAUGUGAAUGUAUUUUACUUGUUUGGAUUUAGAGAAUGAUCAUGUACAUGCUGUUCAAAAUACAAUAUUUGGCUAAAAUCAGAUUUCUUUAUCAAUAUGAGCUCCCUUGUUGAUGAAUAUAAUGUGUUCAAGUUAGGGUGUUCAUCUCUUUUAGUGUUUCUAAAAUAACAACCGGUUAAAUCUACUACACAUGUUGCAUUAAUUUCAUUAUUAAUAUUCAAAAUUUUUUUGGAAACAGACAAAAAAAAAAUGCUUGCUGGAAAUUUCAUAUCCUACUUUUGCUUUGUUUACUUGUAUUUUUAAAAAGAAAAAAAGAAAGUAUUUCAUGUAAACCAUUGCUUUUAAUUUGAGGGAAGGUUUUAUUUGGAAAAGUAAAGAAUGGAAGAAUUGUGUUCAAGAGAUUUUUAACUCUGGUUUGAGGUCACAGUAAACAGUAUAUUUCCUUUUAUUGGUUUUGGCGUUAGAGUUACCUCCCCUUUCGAGUUAAGUAUCUCAUAUGCAAUAAUUUCAAUCAGAAUUAACAGAUUGCUGUUAGUAGAUUUGACAUACUUUUGAUAGCUAUUAUUCAGUAUCCCUGAGCUAUUGAACAUUCAAAUAGAAACAAAUGUUUAGAAAAGCUGCCCUCUUUCUUGACCUAAAUAUGUAAUUCUGUUGACUUCUCUAUGAUAUCCAAUGAUAAAUGAAGAUACAAGGUUUUCCUAACAUGGGAGGCAAAAAAUUAAAGGUGACCAUAGGGCAUAAAGUGAAAUGAAACAUUUAAUGAACAAGUACAGUAAAAACACUGUUGUGACAUCUUGUUUGAAAAAUUACAAUGACUAUUCCAGGGAAGGGGUCGGUUAAAAAUAUGAUUUUGUACAAACUUGGAUUUAAUCACUUAAAAGAAUCACCCUGCUAUGAUAUAGAACUAUAACUUGCUGGAUAUGCUUUUCAUUUCUAAGAUUAUAAUUUCAGGACAAGUUGGGAGUCAUUUCAGAAUCAGCCAUAUUUACUGUCCAUGUACUUCUAAUAAUAUUAAAUGCUGAAUGUGAUGUGCAGUAAAUGGAAGAAACAAAUAAAAUCUCUACUGAGCUUAUCUCGGAUGUUUUAGUAAGAAACCAUUUUGGCUGCUUCAUACUACUCAUAAUAAUUCUAGAGAAAAUAUCAUUUCAUGUCUGUAAAAUUGAUUUUGAAACUUAAUUUAUUUUAUGCUUCUUUACCUAUGCUUUGUAAAUGCUUUACAUUAUCAUAAUUAUGUAUAUGUACACCUGAACAUUUUACUGUAUGUGCAUGUUAUCCAUGAGAUGAAAUACAGUAACAAUCCUUUUUACUUCUUUAUGGUGAUAGUUUUGAUAUUUAUGUUCGAAACUCUUUAAAACUACUGGCAGAAGUAGGCUACGAGAUUUUUCAAAUGAAUGCAAAGCAGAAAUUUCUAGUUAUCAAAUAACUUUAUUUUUCAAACUUGAUUUUGUAACAAUCCUUAGUAUAUGAUGCUGUUAAGAACAUUCUUCGUGUUGCCAUCUAGUUUUAUUUUACUGAAAAACAUGACGGAAUCAUGUACUGUAUACUUGAUAUUUGUUCACAGUACAUUAUAAAGUUACCAUUUUAAUACAAAAGAUGAUGUGAAUAUGUUGAAUUUCAUUUUUGAUGAGGAACAUUUUGUAUUAUUGUAAGUAUGACUUCUUACAGAAAAUCUGUUGUGGCCUUUUCAAACACCUGCUCUAAAAAAAUAAUAAUUCCCCAAAAUAUUUUGUAGAAUCAUAUUAUUUUCCAACUUUAGCAAUGUUUUGCCUCCAAAUUGUUAUUUUCCAAGUGUUUUUUGUUUUUGGUCACAUUUUGGUGGUUUACAUGUUAUGUAUUCAGAAUAUAGAGUGUUCUGUUGAUGUGUCUUGAAAAACAAUAUUCAAACAAUAAGGAGUGAUUUUGAUUUGAAGAUCGGAUAAUGAUCCAGCAUACAACGCCAAAUAAUGCAUUGCAGCUGUCACCUUUUAUGCCUCAGAACUUUUCUGAUCACUGCAGAAAUUUGUUCACUUGCUGGACCCUUUCCUCGUAUCAACCAGUGUUUAAAAUGAGUCUUAUAUCACUUUGCUGUAUAAUAUCCUUUUUUCCCACAUACUGCUACAUACACUGUGAUUCUUACUCACUAAAGCAUAUAACAUCUCCAAGUUAUAAAUGAAAAGUCAUUGUAAGAUGUUCCAAAAUAAGAUUGGGGAAAUUGUAAAGAUAAAGCCUCCACUUUGUAUUCAAUAGCAUAAAACAUUAAAACAAACAUACAGAGGAAUGUGUAAUGAACCCUUGAUACUAAAUAUGCAUUACUUAUUUGUUCAGAAAAAGUGGAAACAUAGACAUAUAAUUCUGAAUGAUAAUUCUCUAUAUAUUAGCUGAACAUAGUGUGUGUAGAUUGUAUAUGCUGACAAAAGUGCUUUGUGGAUAAAGCUUUAAUAUCAGUAUAUUGAUCUAUGUAGGAUUUGUUGUAUAAAUAGUCAAUUCUGUAAAAUUUUGUCACAUUGCAGAAAUGCAACCAAAAAAUAUAAUAAAUUUUAUUGACUUUGUCAAUACAUGUA
Ylistrum balloti is the source of this 9126-nucleotide messenger RNA. RefSeq names its product lysine-specific demethylase 5A-like. The transcript is spliced from 31 exons. Gene Ontology annotation, biological process: chromatin remodeling. The record is from RefSeq and is a predicted model, not a curated record. Lineage: Eukaryota; Metazoa; Mollusca; Bivalvia; Pectinida; Pectinidae. Gene Ontology annotation, molecular function: histone demethylase activity; DNA binding. Gene Ontology annotation, cellular component: nucleus. Bases 216 to 5924 code for a protein of 1902 amino acids.